AUGAGACUAACCUGGCUGGCUUUCGCGGCGGUUGCCGUAGCACGACAGGCCCAUGUCGGAUCGAAUGGAAUUAUCCAGGGCCACGAAGCAUCGAAGAAUCCGGGAGUCACAGAAUGGCUAGGGGUUCCUUACGCGCAGCCGCCGGUCGACCAAUUGCGAUUCGCACCGCCCCAACCCUACACGCCCAGAGGUGUUCACAUCGCUUCAGAAUACGGGAAAGACUGCAUGUACUCGGUGUCGAAGCUAGUCGACUAUCCCGACAAAACUCCCCAAUUUGGCAGCAUCUUCGAGGCCUUUGCGGCUAUUAAUAACAAUACCCAAAGUGAAGAUUGCUUGACUUUGAAUGUUUGGUCAAAGCAAGACUCAAAGCAACCCAAGCCCGUCUAUAUCCAUUUUUACGGUGGCAGAUGGACAAGUGGCACGACCAAUACUCCCUUUUAUUAUGGAGGCGGAUUUGCUGACGCAGAGGAUGUAAUUGUUGUGACGGUCAACUCCCGCAUGAACAUCUUCGGAUUUCCUGGUCUGCCUGGGCAUCCUCCUAACCCUGGUCUACUAGACCAACGUUUGGCAGUUGAGUGGGUGAAGAAAAACAUUCAUGGAUUUGGGGGCGACCCAAACCGUGUUACUAUAUCUGGCCAGUCCUGUGGUAGUGCUGCUGUUGAUUAUUGGGCAUACGCCUACCAGUCCGAGCCCCUAGUUGCCGGUUUGAUCUCGCAUUCCGGCACAGCCAUCAGCUUCCCAACAAAUAACAGGACAACCGCAGCAGAACAUUGGUAUACCGUGUCUGACCAGUUAGGCUGUGGGUCUUCAGGGGAUGUCCUGCCGUGCAUGAGAAAGCAGAAUGCGAGUGCAAUCCUCGCUGCUGCUAGUGCGGUCAAGGUUCCGACCACGAACCCUGCGAGGAAAGCCCCCGCUUUCCAGCCCACUGUGGACGAUGUGACCGUUUUUGAGAAUUAUACUCUUCUUUCGCAGCAAGGGAAAUUCGCCCGUAUCCCCUACUUGGUCGGACACAAUGCCAAUGAAGCGGGAUUCUACAAAAUUGCGACCUACGCCCAGGGAUCUACCUUGACAGAUGAACAGUGGGAUGACUUCAAUAUGCAAACGUUCUUCUGCCCAUCCAAUUUCGAAGCUGCCCAUCGAAGUCGUCGACAUACACCAGUUUGGCGGUUUCAAUAUAACGCCGAUUGGGAUAAUACCCGUCUUUACCCCACUAGUGGCGCAUACCAUGGCGUCGAGUUUAACAUGAUUUUUGGAGAAUCCGCCGAAGUUACCGGGAUCGCCGAGUCCGAUACGCAGCGCCAGCUGCAGGAGGAGAUGCGUUCGGCUUGGGGCACAUUUAUCGCCGAUCCCCAAAACGGACUAAGAGCUAUGGGAUGGCCAAGUUAUAAUCCCGAAGCUUUGACCCUUGCUGAGAUCGGUCUUGAUAACCAUCCCGGCGUGUCUUUUGUAAGCACGAAAAACUCCUCUCAGCGGUGUGCAGCUUUGCUGGCGCAAAUAUGA
Molecule: messenger RNA, 1500 nt
Organism: Penicillium vulpinum
Lineage: Eukaryota; Fungi; Ascomycota; Eurotiomycetes; Eurotiales; Aspergillaceae
Product: CAZyme family CE10
Exons: 6
Coding region: 1-1500 (499 amino acids)
Source: RefSeq, a predicted model, not a curated record